Messenger RNA from Linum tenue, 351 nucleotides. NCBI's taxonomy places the organism in Eukaryota, Viridiplantae, Streptophyta, Magnoliopsida, Malpighiales, Linaceae. The record is from the annotation of a GenBank genome assembly.
UUGUCCUCGCCGUCGCCGCCUCACAGUCUCCACUGUCCAGCUACCACCGCCGUCUCAACAAUUGUCAGGGGUGUACAGCUGCCGCCGCCGCCAUUGUGGAGCAAAGCUUCACCAUUGUCGGGGAACGGGCUGAGAGAAGAUAUCCGAAGGAGAGGAAGGAAUCGGGAGAUCGAGGCCUCGAUUGUAAUCUCACCGUCGCCGCCGCUUUCAGCUACCGCUGAAAUCAUCUCCUCAUUACCGGUCCACCGUUACUGCUGCCUUCUCGUGAUUGUCCUUGCGGAACUGCCAGACCGUCCACUCCCGUUUGGAACCAGAAGAGGCCAAGUGAAGUUGCUGAGCUUCUUCCACUAA